AAGGAAGGGAAGCAGCCGAAUGGCGGCGUUGUACGAGGAUGACGACCAGUUCUGGUGAGCUGCGAUCUGCCAAACAAGCGAAAUCACUCAUGGCGUCACGACAACUCCUGUCUGUCUGCCUGUCUGUCUGUCUGGUGCAGGACGGACGACGACGAAGACGAAGAAGACAAAGAGGACGAGAAUCAAGAUGGCGGCGAUGGAGAGCAGCCAGUCGACCAGAGAGAUCAGCCGUCGCAUCAGGAGGACAGUGACCCUCAAGAAGCAGCAGCAGCAGCCGCUGCUCCGCCACCAGGCCCACUAGAUGGGCCUGCUGCCGCUGCUGCCGCUGCCGCAGCCGUGCCAAAGCCCAAAAGAAUACGGAAGAAGUGAGAUCACAGCAGCAGCGACUGCAUUCGUGAGAGUUCCUGUGUGUGUGUGUGUGGCCACACAGGUGGGUGGUGGAGGAGAGCACCGACGUGAGUGACUUCGACGCGCUGCUGCCGCCGUCUGAGCGGGCGCUGGACUACCCCUUUGAGCUGGACACCUUCCAAAAGAGGGCCAUCCUGAGGAUCCACCAGUCGCAGCCCGUCUUCGUAAGCUAAACCAACCUGACACAGAUGGACACAGAUGCAGACACCAGACUCAUCGACCGAAGAACUGCUUGCCUUGUCUGUGUGUCUGCAGGUCGCCGCGCACACAUCAGCUGGAAGUGAGCAGUCUGCACAUCUAUAGAUUGUGUGCAGUGCAGUGGAGUGAGUGCUGUUAAUAGAAAGAAGUGUGUGCGUGUCACUGAUGGAUGGAUCAGAGACGGCCGUGGCCGAGUACGCCAUCUCGAUGGCCCACAACGCGGGAAGGCGGGCCAUAUACACCUCACCCAUCAAGGCGCUCAGCAACCAGGUCAACUGGCUUGGCACGGACGGACGGACGGACGGAGGGAGGGAGGGAGGGAGGCACUUUGUUGACUGUCACUCUCUCUGUGCGCUGUAUGUGGGUGCAGAAGUACCGUGACUUCAACGCCAAGUUCCCGUCUGUGGGCAUCAUUACUGGCGACGUCAGGUCAGGUGCACUCAUACUCAUACACACCUGAACGCUUGUGUCUGUGUGUGUCAAUGGUCCGCCCGUCAGCAUCAACCAGGAGGCAUCGUGUCUGAUCAUGACCACCGAGAUCCUCAGGACCAUGCUCUACAGGUAGCUAGGCAGGGGAGCCAGCUGCCCCAAGCCAUGUUUCCGUGUGGUCUUAUCCAUCCAUUUAUCCAUCCAUCAGGGGCGAUGACACCAUCCAGGACCUGAGCGUGGUGGUGUUCGAUGAGGUACGGAGCAGUGCCUGGGGAGGAUGGCGCACCAACACCAACAAGCAUUAGAAGGUGCCGCCACAUCACAUCUGGCUCGUCUCGUUUUGCCCCUCCCUCAGGCCCACUAUGUGUCUGACGCCGAGCGUGGCGUCGUGUGGGAGGAGGUCAUCAUUCUGCUCCCCUCACACGUGCGUACGCAGCCACCCUUCCCACCCCACCAACUGAGAGGCAACGCAAGAAUCCGAUUCUCUGUGUGUGAGCUGAUUCUCAGAUCAACUUGCUGUUCCUCUCAGCCACGGUACACUCACACAGAGACACGGCAACUGGUUGUCAUUCUCCUGCUUGCUUGUGUUGUCUUUGUCAGUGCCCCAACUUCCUGGACUUCGGCGACUGGUGGGUGUGCUGGACAGAAACGAGCGACAGCCAAGAACGAGUUGGUCACUCACUACUGGGUGCCUGUCGGUCGUCUGUGUGCCUUAGGAUCGGUCGCACCAAGAAGCGGACGGUGUAUGCGGUGUACACCAAGAUGCGGCCCACGCCGCUGCGCCACUACCUCUACGUCCAGGGCAAACCCUUCCUCCUCAUGGACAACAAAUUCAGAUCGGACGUACGUGACAAGACGUGGGCGACGGAAAGGCAAAGCGCCGCACCCCGGCAUGGCACACUGUUUGUUUGUUUGUAUGCCUUGUCUUCCUUCUUCCUGUUGGCCGUCCGUCAAUCAGGCCUUCCUGCAGGCGCAUCAGCACAUGAGAAGCCUCAAGGAAAAGGACACCGCCGCAAGUAAAUAAUAAGAGAGACAGGGAGAGAGACGACAGACCUCUCCGUCUCUCUCUCUCUCUCUCUGUGUGUGUGUGUGUGUGUGUGUAGGCAAGGCAAGCGCCAAGGGCAAGGCUAAGGCGAAGCCCAAGGUGGUCAGGGCGUCCAACUACGUGGCGGGCGUCAAGACCGACACGCACCGGCUGCAGGCGCUGCUCAAGGAGCUCGAGAAGGAGCAGAAGCUCCCUGUGGUCGUCUUCGCCUUCAGGUGAAACCAAUCACAACGAACACACACACGCUGACACACCUGUGUGUGUGUGUGUGUGUGUGGUGUGCAGCCGUCGCAAGUGUGAGUCGUAUGCCUGUGGGAUGCCCAACCUCGACCUGUUAGACUCGACGGUGAGUGACAGACGGGCAAGGAAGGCUUGAAAGAAAGGCGUACGUCUGUCUGUGUGGACGCCAAUUAAUGUGUGUGUGUGUGCAGAGGAAAAGCGAGAUUCACGUCUUCGUGCAGGAGUCGCUCAAGAACCUCUCCGAUGCCGACCGCGGCCUCAAGCAGAUCCAAGCCACCGGUAGACCCUCCCCCCCCUCUGUCAUGCCUUCUCUCUCCCCCCCUCUCUCUCUCUGUGUGUGUGUCUGUCAGUCGAGCUGCUCGGCCGUGGCCUGGGUGUGCACCACGGCGGGCUGCUGCCGAUCGUCAAGGAGAUGGUGGAGAUCCUCUUCGCCCGUGGGCUGGUGCGCGUGUUGUUCGCCACGGAGACCUUCGCCAUGGGGGUCAACAUGCCGGCGAGGUCGGUGGUGUUCGCGUCGCUCAAGAAGCACGACGGCAGCAGACUGAGGAUCCUAAAGUCCAGCGAAUACACACAGAUGGCGGUCAGGGUGCACUGCACACACAGAGGGAGGGAGGGACGGAGGGAGGGAGGGAGGACAUUUUGUGUGUGGUCUGUCUCGGUCAGGGCCGUGCUGGAAGGCGGGGCUUGGACGAGUACGGCAGCGUCUUCAUCUUCUGCGACCCACAGGAGAUGCCCGACCAGAAGGUGCGGAAGCCACCUACACACACACACACUGACACACACACAGUGGACUUCCAUGUGUGUCUGUCUGGGGUUUCAUCAGGAGGUGACGACCAUGAUGAUGGCACAGGCGACCCCUCUCCGCAGCAAGUUCAAGGUCUCCUACUCCAUGCUGCUGCAGCUCGCCAAGUCGCCCCUGCUCAGUGUGCAGGACAUGAUUUCACAGAGCUACUCCGAGAGCGACAGAUCAAGGGUGGGGUGCCUGUGCCAGCACACACACAUACGAGGGAUGGAUGACCUCACACCGUGUGUGUGUGUGUGCGUGUGUGUGCGUGUAGAAGCUGCCGAUUUAUCGGCGUGACAUCAAGCGGCGUCAGCAGGAGCUGGAGAGCAUGCAGCCGAUACAGUGCCUUCUCGGAGAGCCGACGUAGACACACACGGCACGGCACACAACACUCCACUCCCCGACUCAGCACAGCCCAGCAAUGGCCUCGUGUGGGUAAUGCUGUGUGUCGUGUGUGUCGGUCGAUGAAGCAUCGACGAGUACGUCAAGGCCAGCUCCCAGUUCGAGGGUGUCACCAGAAACCUCCACCGGUCAGCCAGCAGCCCACCAACCACACGCAGCGACGGACACGUAACCAAUCACCCUCCCUCCCUCUCCCCCUUCUCUCUCUGCAGCAAGCUCUUCACGUCCAAAGCCUCCACGGACGUCUUCUGCCCCGGCCGCAUCUGCAUGUUCUCCUCCCUCUCGGCCUACCUCGGCGUCUCGUCACCCUGCUACGGCGCCCUCCUCUCGCUGGACUUCAAGCCCCUCUCGCAGAAGCAUGAUCCCGAAUUCGAGGCGAUUGUGCUGCUGCCCGAAGGGCCGGAAUGGCCGCCACCUGCUGGUGGUGGUGGUGACGCAGCGAAGGGCAAGGGUGGUGGUGAGGACGGGGAGCGUGUGAAGGUGGUGGGUGAGGGGAGGCUGGUGUCUGUCGGGGUGGUGGAGGUGGGGAAUGACGAGCAUGAGCAGUUCUCCAGAUGGGUUCACUGCAAGUGAGCGAGCGAAGGGAGGGAGGGAGGGAGGUGCAUGUGUUGCUGGCUGCACCUCUCUCUGUCUGUGUCUCUGUGCCUCUGUGUCUGUGUCCCUGCCACGUGCUCAGGUACAUUCCACUGCGGAAGGUGUCCAAGGUUACGGUAAGACGAUUCCCACCGCACACAGGAGCAGCCGGCCAUGUGAUGUGUGCCGCGUCUACUUGUCAGGAGCUGGUGGUAUCAGCCGCCGUGACCAGUGACGACGAAGACGCCGACGUCAGCAUGGCGAGGCUCGGACAGGUAAGAGCGGAAAAAGGUGAAGAACAACACAACGGGAAGACAAGACACACUCAGCACCGACCGACGUGAGUGGGCCUUCGGUUCCGUUGCAUCGUCCAUCGUCCUUUUAGGAGGUGGCCCGCACCUGCACCGACCACGACUCGCCCGCCCGUGACGGCCUGCCGGCCCUCCAGAUCUCCAAGCAGUUCAAGGAGAUCGAGAACGAAUUCUACGAGAACAUCCUUAAGCAACGGUCAGUCAGCACAUAAUUAAGACGCGUUCGUUGGUGCUGCUUGGCUUGACGACCUGUGUGGCUCAUACAGGGAUCUGUCGAGGGCGCUUGCGGCCAACAAGUGCCACCGCUGCAAGCUGAAGGAGCCCCACUUCCAGCAAGCCAGCAGAAGGGAUCAGGUGGGUGGGGCGCCGGGGGGGUGGGGUGAAGCGAUGCGGUUGCGAUGCAUGGCUGCCGUCCUCUGUAUCGGUCCAAUCACUCUCACUCAGGUCGUCAGGGACAUCGAGGAGUACUCCUUCUCCCGUAAGUCAACCAGACAGACAGACAGACAGACAGGCUGAAGCCGGCAGCACGUGUGUGUUGUGUGGCGGUGAGGUGACAUGGUUUCUCUCUCUCAUGUGGGUGUCUGCAGUCAACGACGAGUCGUUGUAUCUGCUGCCGCUGCUGCAGUCCAAGAUGGCGGUGCUGCGGAAACUGGGCUACAUCGAAGAGGACCAAACACUCACACUCAAGGUAUCUGUGUGUGUGCUCGACUCGAGAGUGGCCACAUCACACCACGCACAGAUGCCAUGCCGCUGAGUGUCUGCCUGUCUGUCUGUCUCCUUGCUGUAUUCAGGGCCGCUUUGCGUGUGAGGUAGUGACUUCAGACGAGGUGGGUGGGUCUGGCAGCACAGCACGGGGGCAUCCGGCCAUCCAGCCCUUCGUGAGAUCUCCUGUCUGUCUCUGGGUGUGUGCGUCUGCGUGUGUGUGUGUGUGUGUUUUGAAUGGCAGCUGACAUUGGUAGAGGUGAUAAUGAGCGGCAUCGCAACCAACCUAGAGCCGGCAGAGGUCGUCUCCAUCCUCUCCAGGUACCCACCGUACCACCACUAACAUGGCAUAUCGCGUCUUCGCCCAUCUCUCUGUCUGUCUGUGUGUCUGUGUGUCAGCUUCAUCUUUAUGGAGAAGUGCGAGGACGAGCCAGAGGACCCCACGGACAACAUGCGCCACGCGAAGCAAGUCGGCGGACAGCGCAACACACACACAGACACAUACACACACACGUCUGACCCUUUGCCCAUCAUCCGUCCCUUCCUUGCUCUGUGGCCUCCACCAGGCUGUGGCGGAUUGGCAUCGCACGGUAGACGCCGCGCAGAAGGAGUGCCGUGUGCAGAUGGAGGAUCCCGUGACGGUCAACUUCGGCCUCACACAGGUGGUCUACGAGUGGGCUGUCGGCAAGACAUUCGCCGAAAUCAUGACCUGCACCACUGUCCAGGUGCAUGUGCACUCCACCACACACCACACACAGGCCCUUGAUGACUGUGUGCAGGAGGGUUCCAUCGUGCGUGCGAUUCUGCGUCUGAACGAGUUGUGUAAGAAGAUGAAGGCUGCGGCGGAGAGGCUGCUGGGCGACACUGCCUUGGCAGAGAAGCUCGAGCAGGCCGAGAGCUUCCUGUGCAGACCGCCGGUGUCCAUCCCGUCGCUCUACCUGACAUAGUCAGUGAUAUCACCACGUCAGUAGAGACAGACACGUCCGUAGCUAGCUAGCUUGCGUCGAAAGAGCAUGGGCUUCGGUGACAGUGAGUGACUUCUGUGUAAUGCCAUCAUCCACAACACGUUCUCACGGGAAACAGACUCCUUCUCAUUCAAAACAGACUCGAGAAUGGCCAGGAAGUCAAUGAAUUGAAGUCA
Vitrella brassicaformis is the source of this 6233-nucleotide messenger RNA. The record is from the annotation of a GenBank genome assembly. NCBI's taxonomy places the organism in Eukaryota, Vitrellaceae.